CUAGGUGACUGAAACGCUGUUUAGGCCUUGGAAUGUGCUCACGUUCUAAGCCUAGGUAAUUUGUCGAGUUUCUUCCUUCCCUAACUCACAAUUUUCUUUGGAUGAAAGGGGGCUACUGAAGACCCAGAUAGAAAAAUCCUGGUCACCAAAGUAUUCAGUGUCAUUAAUUGGAAACAAUGACAAGCUCAGCUGGGCAGAAAAAAGGGUAUUCAAGAAUGCAUAAAUGUGGGUUUUGUAAAUCUAGUAGAGACAAAGAAUGUGGACAGCUAUUAAUAUCUGAAAACCAGAAAGUAGCAGCUCAUCACAAAUGUAUGCUGUUUUCAUCUGCUUUGGUAUCAUCCAACUCUGAUAAUGAAUGCCUUGGUGGAUUUUCUAUUGAAGAUAUUCAAAAGGAAAUAAAAAGAGGCACUAAACUGAUGUGUUCUUUAUGCCAUUGUCCAGGAGCAACAAUUGGAUGUGAUGUGAAAACAUGUCGUAGGACAUAUCACUACGUCUGUGCCUUACGUGACAAAGCUCAAAUGCAAGAGGAACCUCCACAAGGGAUUUACAUGCUUUAUUGUAAAAAACAUAAGAAACCUGGACAUAACUCUGAAGCAGCUGGCUUAGAAGAAAAUUUCAAUGAAUGUGAACUGGCACUUUCACCAGUCAAGGAAAAGAAGAUUGGGAAAGGAAAGCCAAGAAAACUUAUUUCACGAGGGCAAUCAGAAGAUACAACUUCAAAUGGGACAGAUAGAGAUCGGUCACCCCACAGAAGUAAUUCUAGUGACCCUAGACCCAAAUGUGGAUUCUGUCAUGUGGGUGAAGAAGAAAAUGAAGCAAGGGGAAAGCUUCAUAUAUUUAGUGCUAAAAAGGCAGCAGCACAUUAUAAAUGCAUGUUAUUUUCUUCAGGUACAGUUCAACUUACAACAACGUCACGGGCUGAAUUUGGUGAUUUUGAUAUCAAAACUGUGCUUCAAGAGAUUAAGCGAGGAAAAAGGAUGAGGUGUACCCUUUGUAGCCAACCUGGUGCAACUAUUGGGUGUGAAAUAAAAGCCUGUGUAAAAACAUAUCAUUACCACUGUGGUGUACAAGAUCAAGCUAAAUACAUUGAAAAUAUGUCACGAGGAAUUUACAAACUAUAUUGUAAAAAUCAUAGUGGCAAUGAGGAGAGAGAUGAAGAAGAUGAAGAACGAGAAAGCAGAAGUCAAAAAGAACUUACUGACUGUUGUGAUCCUUCUCAACAGCAACUUAGUGGAAACUGAGUAUGGAAGUUGGAAAAUAGGAUUCAGAGGCCUGAGAAACUUGACCACCAAACCAUCAGAUUUGUGACUAUAAAUGUUAGCGAGCCAGGAAUCAAACUGACUCCAGGUACCAUCUUCUGCCUACAACAUUAUGUUACUAUGUUCUUCAUUAAAUAUCAAUAAGAAAAUGCCUUUUGAAAAAAAAUAAAAUGUUUCCUAUUAUCUGAAUAUAAUUUUCCUCAAGUAGACAUAGUUAUGAAAUUUAAUAAGAUCCAACAUUUUGAAUGCUAGGCUAAGUACAAAUGAUGACUUUGUGAAACACAAAAUUAGUUCCUAUAGUCUUUUUUAUUAAAGCCUACUUUCAGAAAGGCUUACUUAAAAAUUUCUGUUUCUCCGUUUAAAUUGUUUUUGUUUCUAGGCUCUCAAAACUAGUUACCAGUAAUUGUUUUAUUUAUUUUUACCUUAGAACAGUGUUCUUUUAAAUAAGAAAAUUAUAAAAAAAUAUUCCAUUGUAUUGCCACCUACUCUUACAUUAUAUAAACAAGAAUGAUGCUUAAAAGUACUUUUUUGCUUUGAGUUCCUGAAUGUAGAUAUAAUUUGUGACUUGAGAGAUGUUUUUUCUAGCUGUUUUCUUUUUGUGUAGUUUAAAAAGUACUUGAAACAAAUUGGUUUCAUUCUUGUAAGAAAUUGCUUUUAAAUAUAAAAUUUAAAUUUAGUGUAUUCACAUUUUGUCAUAUAUCCUUAGUGCCUUACACUAUAAAAAUUAUACUUUUGUGCCCAGGUUAUUAUUUUACUGAGUGUUAAUUAUAAUAUGAUAUUAAAUAAAUUUCCUUUAGCCCUAUGAUUGCCUUUGCCCUUAGUGGUGGUUUUUGUAAACAUAAAAAAUCAUUUUAUAGUCAAGUAGCAUUUAUUUUAGUUUUUCUUGGCAUUUUCAUAUAAAUUUAUUCCUUGCAGUUUUUAAGAGUACUUUUUUGUGUCUUGUAAUCUUCCAUGAAUAUACUAAAAAUUACUUUGGAAUACUCUCAGUUUGUGGAAAUUGUAGUAAAAUACUUGCAUUUCAUGUUAUUCCUUUAAAAUGUAUAUGCACAUUAUAUGAAAUUUCUGUAUUCCCAAAUUCUCUAAUAACUUAAAAAUAUUAUACAUUUCUUCUUAGAAGUGUUAACCUGCCUGUAGAGAGGGCAGUUUAGGAAAACUCAAAAUUAACUGAAACAGUGACAUUUUAAAAAUGAAAAUAUUCUUGCUUUGUGAAAUGUGGUAAAACUGAGCUAAAAUGCAUAUUUUUUCUUUAAAUUGCUUAAAAUAUAAAAAACAAAGUGGACCCUUUGGAUUAAAAACAUUCCUCAUAAGUA
Monodelphis domestica (gray short-tailed opossum) is the source of this 2569-nucleotide messenger RNA. Its product is annotated as PHD finger protein 6-like. Gene Ontology annotation, molecular function: histone binding; histone deacetylase binding. Gene Ontology annotation, cellular component: nucleus. NCBI's taxonomy places the organism in Eukaryota, Metazoa, Chordata, Mammalia, Didelphimorphia, Didelphidae. The record is from RefSeq and is a predicted model, not a curated record.